Molecule: messenger RNA, 2428 nt
Organism: Oryctolagus cuniculus (rabbit)
Lineage: Eukaryota; Metazoa; Chordata; Mammalia; Lagomorpha; Leporidae
Source: RefSeq, a predicted model, not a curated record
AGCUGCCCCCCAGGCAUGCCCAGCCCACUGCAUCACUCACACCUGGAAAGCUCCCCGCCCAGCCCAGUUUAGAGGGGGAUAAAAGGGGGAGCUGCACCUCCUGGGGUAGCAGAGCCGCCCACCGUGUCCCUCCGAGCUCCGUUCUGUUCUCUCGGGCACCUCCGGACCCGCUAGCGCCUGGCCUUCGUGCCCGCCCGAACGCAGCCGUCAUGUCUCGCCAGUCUAGUGUCUCUUUCCGCAGCGGAGGCAGCCGCUCCUUCAGCGCCGCCUCCGCCAUCACCCCGUCGGUCUCUCGCACCAGCUUCAGCUCUGUGUCCCGGUCCAGGGGCGGCGGGGGCAGCCGGGUCAGCCUUGGGGGAGCUUAUGGAGGGGGUGGCUUCGGCAGCCGGAGCCUCUACAAUCUGGGAGGCUCCAGGAAGAUUUCUAUCAGCACCAGUGGUGGCGGCUUCAGGAACCAAUUUGGUGUUGGCGCUGGAGGCGGCUAUGGCUUCGGAGGUGGAGCCGGCAGCGGAUUUGGUUUCGGCGCAGGCAUGGGGGGCGGCUUGGGGCUCGGCGGUGGAGCUGGUUUUGGCGGCGGCUACGGGGGCACCGGCUUCCCCGUGUGCCCCCCUGGAGGCAUCCAAGAGGUCACGGUCAACCAGAGCCUCCUGACGCCCCUCAACCUGCAAAUCGACCCCACCAUCCAGCGGGUGAGGACGGAGGAGCGCGAGCAGAUCAAGACCCUCAACAACAAGUUCGCCUCCUUCAUCGACAAGGUGCGCUUCCUGGAGCAGCAGAACAAGGUCCUGGACACCAAGUGGACGCUGCUGCAGGAGCAGGGCACCCGGCCCGCGAGGCAGAGCCUGGAGCCGCUGUUCGAGCAGUACAUCAGCAACCUCCGGAGGCAGCUGGACAGCAUCCUCGGGGAGCGGGGCCGCCUGGACUCGGAGCUGCGAGGCAUGCAGGACCUGGUGGAGGACUACAAGAAGAAAUAUGAAGAUGAAAUCAACAAGCGCACGGCGGCCGAGAAUGAGUUUGUGACUCUGAAGAAGGACGUGGACGCCGCCUACAUGAACAAGGUGGAGCUCCAGGCUAAGGUGGACGGUCUCACCGACGAGAUCAACUUCCUGAGAGCCUUCUAUGACGCGGAGCUGUCCCAGAUGCAGACCCACGUCUCCGACACGUCCGUGGUGCUGUCCAUGGACAACAACCGGCACCUGGACCUGGACAGCAUCAUCGCCGAGGUGAAGGCGCAAUACGAGGACAUCGCCCAGAGGAGCCGCGCCGAGGCGGAGGCCUGGUACCAGACCAAGUACGAGGAGCUGCAGGUCACGGCCGGCAGACACGGGGACGACCUGCGCAACACCAAGCAGGAGAUCGCGGAGAUCAACCGCAUGAUCCAGAGGCUGAGGUCUGAGAUCGACCACGUCAAGAAGCAGUGCGCCUCCCUGCAGGCGGCCAUCGCCGACGCCGAGCAGCGCGGGGAGCUGGCCCUCAAGGACGCGCGGGCCAAGCUGGAGGGGCUGGAGGACGCCCUGCAGAAGGCCAAGCAGGACAUGGCGCGGCUGCUCAGGGAGUACCAGGAGCUCAUGAAUGUGAAGCUGGCGCUGGAUGUCGAGAUCGCCACCUACAGGAAGCUGCUGGAGGGCGAGGAGUGCAGGCUGAGUGGCGAAGGCGUUGGACAAGUCAACAUCUCCGUGGUGCAGUCCACCGUGUCCAGCGGCUACGGCGCCAGUGGCAGCGGCGCAGGUGUGGGCGGCGGCAGCAGCUACUCCUACAGCAGUGGCCACGGGCUCGGAGGCGGCUUCAGUGCUGGCAGCGGCAUCGGCCUCGGCCUCGGGGGCGGCCUGGGCUCCGCCGGGGGCAGCGGUUCCUCCAUCAAGUACAGCAGCACCACCUCCAGCAGGAAGAGCUACAGGCACUGAGCCCCACCCCUGAUGCGUGGCCCCCAGCCCUGGACCCCCGCCUGGCUGCAGAGACCUCGGGGCAGGCGGCCUGCUCUGCCCUGGCCUCAGCUCCGUCCUGCUCUCUGCUUGGACCUGAGGCUGCCGAGGGCCCCUCCCUCCUCCUCUCUGUCCCGCUAGCUGUGCCCGAGCGCCCUUGUCACCAUCACAGGUGACCUCUGCCUCCCAACUGUCACUUUGUCAUAAGCAGGCACUCACUUUUGUACUAAAUUAGCAAUCUUUUCCUAGAGCGCUGAGUCUUAGUGUACAGCUCAGCGAUUUAUUUCUGUAAAACUCCCCGGGUUCUGCCGACAAAUUGAGCAACUUCUGUUUUAUGUCCCGUUGUCUCCCAGAGUCCUCAUCACACUGGUCCUGAUGACUCCCUUUGCUGUGCCUGUGAAAAUACAAGUGUCUGUUUCUGAGAUGGACAGAUUUGUAGCUCUGUGGUGGCUACAAAUUGUGGUUGCUUUCUCAUAUAUGCAAAAUAAAGCAGAUUUAUGAACUAA